AUGGGAGGCAGCCUGGAAGAGGACCAAUCCACAUCCUCCAGUGAUUUGGAGGACCUGCCCAGCUAUGGUUUCCUCAGAGCUGGAUGCAGUCAGUCAGAUGGCAUUCAAAGAAAGCCAGCUGAUGUGAUGGUUAUUGACAGUUUGGACUUUGAGGCCCCAUCUCUACUGCCUGCAGCAGCAGCAGCAGUAGGAGGAGGGGGGCAAAAGGACAUCAUGAUGGUAAGCAGCGAGAGUGAGGAGGAGGAAGUUUACGUACCACUUGCAGUGAGGCUGCGGCGGCACCUUGGAGGUUCGACUACAUCUUCCCCCAUCCUGGAGCCUGGACAGACCCUUCAAACCUUUGCAGGCCAGCCCAGCACAUCUGCUUUGCAACAUCAGCAUAACAGCAGCUCAGAGCUAGUUGUCCAAGGAUUUGGGCUGUUCAUGGAGACAACCACCUCUUCUCCCAAGAAGAAGGCAGCGAAACGCACCAUGGCAGAGAUAAAGGCACAUAGGGAGGAUGCCCUGAAGACGAGGGUGAACAAGGAGACGCACAGGCUGGAGCUGGAGAGGCAGAGAGCUGAGAAGAAGGCUCUUACGGAUGCCGCUAAGGCUAUAAGGCCUAAGGAGUGCAUCAAGCAUAUGGUGGUGUCCGUGGAUCCAGCUCUGUUGCAACUUGAGGGUGGGGGGGCACUCUUGACAUCUCUCCAGGCCCUGGGCUGCAGUUGUGCUAUCGAGAAACAGAUUGUCCCCCGCAGUGUGACCUGGACCAGGAGAACUCCUAGUGCACAGGCUGGAGAGGAACACCGGGCUCUGCAGUCUCAUGCAGUUAUUCAUGUGCCAGUAAAUGACUUCAUCAGCAUGGUCCACAACUACAACCAGGAGCAGAGAGGUGUUGCAGUUGACUGUGGUCAGACUUUGACAGGCUGGACUUGCCUUCUUCUGGCCCAGAGCACUGGCCAUAACCCUAGCUUGGCUGUUAUUGACAUAGAGAAAUACUUCAGAUCACAGAAGUCACAGAAUCAGAGGAAGUACCGUGAAGCAGUUCAAGGAAAUGACCUGACAGCUGCUUCGGGGAAAGGAAAGAAGAAGAAGGAGGGAUGUGAGAAGCUUCCAGAUGUGUCCCGUGUGGCCGUAGAAGAGGCCCUGGUGGAUCUGCAGCUGCGUACUGGGGUACAAGUGCAUUUCCUGGCAACCUGGAAGGACUUCUGUGAUUACAUCGCAAUGUCAACCAAGGCAGUUGCAGAGGCACCUUUCAAGAGGGAGCGGGAGAAGAACUGCUUCAGCUUCUGCUUGGAGAGUGAAUGGGCAGGGGGUCAGCGGGUGGACCGGAAUGGGAAGGGUCUGUUGCAGGUGUGGAAGCGCCAGAUCCAGCAGCUGAACCGGGUCAGUCUGGACAUGGCCAGUGCUAUUGUCACAGCUUACCCUUCCCCACAACUGCUGACUGAGGCCUAUGGCAGGUGCAGGUCAGACCGUGAGAAAGCAUUGCUCCUCUCGGACCUGUUGAUUCGCCGCGGAGAGGGCGUGACCUCCACGACUCGCAGGAUUGGCCCAGAGCUCUCGAAACGUCUCUCCUGGUUGAUGACAUCAUCAAACCCCGAGCAGGUUCUUGACUCCAUGAGCUGAGAACAGGUGGGAAUAGGUGCCAUAUAUAAUGUUGUAGCAGUACUCCAUUUAAAAUGGUGUGGCACUGAAACUGUUGUUUUAAUCUUCUUUUU
Scleropages formosus (Asian bonytongue) is the source of this 1697-nucleotide messenger RNA. RefSeq names its product essential meiotic structure-specific endonuclease 1 (gene eme1). The coding region runs from base 1 to 1605 and encodes 534 amino acids. Gene Ontology annotation, cellular component: nucleus; Holliday junction resolvase complex. Lineage: Eukaryota; Metazoa; Chordata; Actinopteri; Osteoglossiformes; Osteoglossidae. The record is from RefSeq and is a predicted model, not a curated record. Gene Ontology annotation, biological process: replication fork processing; double-strand break repair; resolution of meiotic recombination intermediates. Gene Ontology annotation, molecular function: crossover junction DNA endonuclease activity; DNA binding. The transcript has 9 exons.